Messenger RNA from Colias croceus (clouded yellow), 1499 nucleotides. RefSeq names its product spondin-1-like. The record is from RefSeq and is a predicted model, not a curated record. Gene Ontology annotation, cellular component: extracellular matrix; plasma membrane. The coding region runs from base 170 to 1429 and encodes 419 amino acids. The transcript has 7 exons. Gene Ontology annotation, biological process: actin cytoskeleton organization; cell adhesion. NCBI's taxonomy places the organism in Eukaryota, Metazoa, Arthropoda, Insecta, Lepidoptera, Pieridae.
CAAAAUAGAAAAGUCCACACUCUCUCUUCAGAGCCGAUGCACGCACGCGGAAAACGAACAAAAUUAAAACACCGCCAAAACAUUUGAGUGUGUACGAAACCGUGAAAUUAAAACGUUCUUUUUCUAAAAUAAAUAGCAGUGCUAAUUUUUGUAAAUACGUCCAUUCACGAUGAUUGCCCGGCUGCAAGUGGCGGCCAUCUUGUUUUUUAUUGUAAACUAUUGUGCCGGUUGUGAUGUUGACAUGGCAGUGUAUAAAGUGACAGUGAAGUUUUUGUGGACCGAGGAAACAUUCCCAAAAGAUUAUCCGUUGCAUCGGCCGAAAGCGCAAUGGUCUGCAGUUUUUGGUCAAUCCCACAACACCUCCUACAAGUUGUACCACGUCGGUGAAGUAGCCAGACAGACGGUACGGAACUUUGCUCAAUACGGGAAGCUAGAUGCUCUGGUCCAGGAAGGAGAUGAUGAUGCCAGCGUGUAUGAUCAGUUCUCUGCUUCAGCUGUGGGAGCGGGUACAGGGGAGACCAGUAACAUGGUGUUUGUUGAUGGAGUUCAUAGUCAGGUAUCGCUGAUAUGCCGCCUGAUACCAUCCCCGGAUUGGUUCGUCGGCGUCGACAGCCUUGAUCUCUGCGUGGAUAACUCUUGGGUUGAUCAGAUAACUCUCGACCUCCGACCGUUAGAUGCGGGAGCAGCAAGCGGGCUAACAUUCACGGCGCCCCGCUGGGAAACCUCCCCCCCGGAGCCCGUGGCGAAGCACGGCCCUCGCCAGCCCAACCAUCCAGCCGCUGGUUUCUAUUAUCCCGGCUUGAAGGAACUGCCUACGAUAGCUAAAGUGGAGUUUAAUAAGGUAAAGGAAUAUUCCACAAAAGAACUGAACGACUUAGCACGAAAAGAACUCUUAGUGAGCCUCAAGUUAAAAGACAAAAAGAAGGGUUUGCCGCGACGAAAAGUUAAUCUCCUUGAAGAGUUCAGGGAAUUUACAACUAAAAGUUACAUGGAACAAUUGAAGGAUUUGGAAGAGGUCCCCGUUGGCACCCCGAGGUCGAACGUUCCCGACAAUAAUGUGGUCGUGGUUACAAGAUCGCCUGUUACAACGACAACGGAAAAAGAGUUUGACAGUGAGCUUAAAAAUAUGGAUGACGUCGUACUUGCCGUAGCACAUGGGAAGAAAUUAGGUCUUGGCAAACAUCUGCCUAGGCAUUUCAGAUCUCGCUUGCAUCACGCUGUUAAUAAAAUACAACCUGACGACUGCCUAGUUUCGGAAUGGAGCGAAUGGUCGCCAUGUUCCGUGACCUGCGGCUUUGGGGACAAGUUCCGUACAAGAAGUAUCCUCAGGCAGGCUCGAGGGAAAGGCAGGGACUGUCCAUCUCUAAAGGACAGAACGCACUGCGGGAACAUCAAUUCUUGUGCCCAUAUCGAUUAUUUUGAAUGGUGAUUUAGUGCUUUAGUUUGUGUAGUGUUUAAGUUUUGAUAUUGUAUUGAGAUAUUAAAAUGUUUACAAGGUC